Molecule: messenger RNA, 1168 nt
Organism: Magnolia sinica
Lineage: Eukaryota; Viridiplantae; Streptophyta; Magnoliopsida; Magnoliales; Magnoliaceae
Product: probable Xaa-Pro aminopeptidase P
Exons: 5
Coding region: 30-359 (109 amino acids)
Source: RefSeq, a predicted model, not a curated record
UGUUUGCAAGACAAGUCGAAACAUAGUUCAUGACAUAUCAUUUGAUAUCUAAACUCCAACAUUUUAAAGGGCUGAGUUUUCCAACAAUUUCAUCAGUUGGUCCAAAUGCAGCAAUUAUUCAUUAUUCACCGAAUGCAAAAUCAUGUUCAGAACCUGAUGCUGAUAGCAUAUAUCUAUCUGACUCAGGAGCGCAGCCCGGUGUUACUUGGAAACAUGCUAAGGAGGGAACAGAGAGCUCUGCGUUCUGGUUUGCACUUGGAGGGAAGCAAAGUUACACGAGCAAAAAGAGUGCUCAAGAGACUGUUAAAGAUCCCCAUUUGUUACCAAGGUUUACAACUUCUCUCAAGAUGAUCUAUUGACUGAAGAUAUGUUGAUACUACCUCAAAUUUGUUUUAGAAUUGACCUACCUCAAAUUGUAACAUACGCAUUCAUAUGACACAACUUUUUGUGAAUGUCUGACUUCUUUAAAUUGCGAAUUGGCCACAAUUUUAUUUUAGCAUUCACAAAGUUACAGAAUCUUUUUCAUCUUAACUUCUUCAGGUAUCAGGUCCACUCGACAACAAGGCUGGGGAGAAUCUUGUAGGAAAUGCUAUAUUUCGCUGUCAGAGGUGGGGACAGAUUACUUUCUUCAGUUGCUAUUCUAGUGCAAAAUAUUAGGCUGUGUUUGUAUGCAUUGUUGAAUUGAAUUGCAAAUAUUAGGCCGUGUUUGUAUGCAAAAUAUUAUGUCCUUCUCUCCUUCCAUUUAAUCCAACUGAUAAGUGAAUAGCUCCAACUUAUAUUGACAGUGAAGCAAAAAUGCAUCGUGUUAGCAAAGGUGCACCAGAGCAGGUAAUGUUGCCAUUACCUUUGUGGUUUUCUUGUUACUAACAACUCUAAUUGUCAGUGGCUAGUCAGUUGCUUAUCCUCCUUGGGCAAUGGUUUUGCAUAUUCUGAAACUUGCACGCAAUAAGUCAGCCAUAGUGCAGAGAGUUAACGCUGCAAUUAGCAAGUUUGCAGAUAGAGGACUUUGAUCACUUACUAUAGCAUUCUAGGAGGCUCCAAAGGGAAGCAAAUAUAGUCCGAGAGGUCCAUGUAAAUUCAUUGAUCUCAUGCCUCUCUUUGAUCUUCCCUGGCAUGAGAGUACAGAAACAAUCAGGCACACUCGGCAUAAAUCUUGAAAUAAUCACAG